AUGGCGUCGAACCCUUGGGAAGUUUCCGAUGCCGAAUACCAGAAGAAUGUGCAAUUGUUCAAUCAGCUCACCGUUGGACAACCAUAUAUGGAUGCGAUGACCGCCAAGAAUGCGCUGAUGCGCAGCAAUCUGCCGCCGCCGAUUCUCGCGCAGAUUUGGGCACUAUCGGACCUUGACAAAGAUGGAAGGCUCGACAUUCGCGAGUAUUCGAUUGCGAUGCGGUUGGCGUUCAAUUGUCUCGCCGGAUUGCCACUUCCUCCGGUGCUUCCGCCAUCGCUUCUUGUGGUUCCGAGCCGCAGCACACCGCUCCAUCAGCCGACAUUCCCACCGAUGCCCGUUGGCCUCCCGCCGGUGGUUCCAAUGGUCCCGCAGGCGUCUGGAUGGUCGGCCAGUCGAACAUCAAGCGUUGAUCAACACACUCCUGAGCGUCGAAUGUCCACCAACUCGGUUGGCGUGUUUCCAGGAGGUCCCCAAUCAAGGAACAACUCGAUUACAGGAAGUCCGAUCAAGACCGAUCGAAGCAUUUUCGAUGGGAAGCAACUCGAGAAUUGGGCGAUUCCGCAUCAUUCGAAACUCAAAUAUAGCCAAUUAUUCAAUGCCUUGGACAAGGAUCGUGUCGGAUUCCUAUCGACACAGGCGGCUCGCAGCGCUCUCGGCCUCAGCGGUCUCGGCACGAACGUUCUGGCGCAUAUUUGGCUGCUCUCUGAUGUAAAUAAGGAUGGGAAAUUGUCGGUGGAGGAGUAUUGCAUUUCUCAGUACAUGAUCGAGAUGUUCAAGGCGGGAUUCGCUUUGCCGGCCACAACACCGCCGGAGUUGAUGCGAAUGUGCGGUGUUUCGAGAUCGGCGACGAAUACACCGGAACUCGAGCCGGGCGCCGAGCCGCCGCAGAAGACGCCGACGCCGAAGACGUUCGAAGACAAACGUCAAGACAAUUUUGCCAAAGGUCAAGCGGAGCUCGAGCGACGACGGCUCAUCCUCUUGGAAGAGGAGAAUCGGCGGAAGGCUGAGAUUGAGAAGAAGGAGCGCGAAGAAGAAGCGAGGCGUGAGCGUGAGCGAGCCGAGAAGGAGCGCCAAUUGGAGAUUGAGCGGCAAGCGGAACUCGAACGUCAGCGGAUUCUCGAGCAGCAACGCGAAGAGGAGGAGAAGAAGCGGCGUGCCGAGUUGGAGAAGCGUAGGGAAGAGGAGGAGCGAUCGAGGAAGGCGGCCGCCGAGAAGGCGCGCGUCAAACAGCUUCAGAAUCAGAAGCAACAGGAGAGCGAGCGUGUCGCUCAGCGGCAGCAGCGCGAGAAAACGCUGGCGUUUCAGCUGCAGGCGCUCGAUGAGAAACAAUCGGAUUUGGAUGGCGAUAUUGCCAAGGCCAAGGAUGCCGUCGCUGCGGUGACCGGAGAGAUCGAAGGGAUGCGCGCGAUUCGCGAUGAGAAGGUCGCCAAGAUUCAAGAACUUCAGAAGGAGAACCAGAAGCUUGCGAUUGAAUCGCAAGAAAUGAGCCAUCAACUGCUUCAGAUGCAGAGUGCGCACAAAGAGACGGCGAAUCGGAAGGCUGAGCUGGACGAGUUGCGGCGACGCAAAGAAGCGAUGAAGAGCGCUCUGGAAGAAAGCAAAGCUCAUUUGGAGGCUGAGAAGGAGAAGACGAGGAAGCAGAAGGAGGAGCUCGCCAAGAAGGAGGAGUCCUAUAAAGAGGAAUCCUAUUCGAAGCUUCUUUCGAAGCGCGAAGAGUAUCGUAAGAUGUUCGAGCUUCUUGUUCAUGCUCAGAAGCAGGCGCAAAUCAAGAUUGCCGAGCUUGAAGCUUCGAGAAAACCGAACGGGCACGUUCCGAAUGGAAGCGCGUUCGCCAAUUUUGAUGAAGCGUUUGGUGCGACGGCGGCGGCACCUCAACCGGCUCCGGCUCGUCCGCCGCCGGCGUCGAAUCCGGUGAUCCCAACGUCGGAAUCGAGGAACUCGGUGGCGACAUCGUCGCAAAUCGAUCCCACCAAAGAGACGACCAAAUGUCGAGCGCUAUUCGCGUUUGAGGCGCGAACCGAGGACGAGCUGAGCUUCGAGCCGGGCGACGUCAUCAUUGUGUUCCAGUCGCAUGCCGCCGAGCCGGGAUGGCGUGCCGGGCAGCUACGCGACAAAGUCGGCUGGUUUCCCGAAGCAUUUGUGGAGCCGAUUGCCCAACUACCGCAAACGUCCACGGAGCCGCCGAUUCAGAAUAUGCCGCCGAAUAUGACGCCGUCGUGCUCAUUGGACGGAAUUCCCGAAGAGAACGCGAUGAAGAAGGAGAUGCAGGAGAUGCUCAAGCCGAAUUUAAGCGUGACUGAUGCUUCAAAGCCAUCCCUAUGCCAGGUGAUGGCUCAAUUCCAGUGGCGAGCUCGAAACGACGAUGAUCUGUCAUUCGCGAAAGGCGAUGUUAUCGACGUUAUUGAAAAACAGGAAAUGAAGUGGAAGGGCCGGAAGUCAACGGGCGAGUGUGGUUGGUUCCCGAAGAGCUAUGUGAAAGUUGUCGGCGGCGAGACGACGCCGACAACCGGCUCGCCGAGCAAACCAACGCCACCGGCUCCACAAUAUGACGUCGUGCCGGGCGAGAUUCCAACGAAGCCGUCAGGAUCCGAUGAGGAGAUUUAUGUGGCGCUGUUCGAUUUCGAAGCCGCCGAGCCAACCGAUCUUGCGCUGCGCGUCGGCGAUAAAGUGCACGUCAUUGAGAAAAAUGAUGAUUGGUGGAAAGGACGAUGCAAUGGAAAGGAGGGCAUCUUCCCGGCGACGUAUGUUCAGAAGGAAUCGCCGACGUCGUCAUCGCAGCCUUUAGGUGAGUCUCCGGCUGCUCCAACACAAUCUUCGCCUUCUGUCAUUUGUCAUGCGCAAGCGAUCGUCGAUUUUGUGGCGUCGGCGCCGAAUCAGUUGGGAAUCAAAAUUGGUGAACUGAUCAAGGUGCGCGAGAAGAGCGAUGCCGGUUGGUGGGAAGGCGAGACGAUUCGGAACGGUGUUGCCGUCGCUGGAUGGUUCCCCGGCGAGUAUGUGAAAGUCGUUGAAGCGGGAGUCGCCGACGCGACGACGCUCGAAGCGGUCGCGAUGUUUGACUAUGAUGCCAGUCAAGGUGAUGAGCUCUCAUUGAGAGUCGGAGAUGUUGUCGUGAUAACGGAGAAGACCGAUGCCGAAUGGUGGACGGGGCAUAAAGCAUCGGAUCCAUCGAAAUCGGGACUGUUUCCAGCCAAUUAUGUACAAUUGAAAUAG
Messenger RNA from Caenorhabditis bovis, 3210 nucleotides. NCBI's taxonomy places the organism in Eukaryota, Metazoa, Nematoda, Chromadorea, Rhabditida, Rhabditidae. The record is from the annotation of a GenBank genome assembly.